Messenger RNA from Portunus trituberculatus (swimming crab), 6655 nucleotides. RefSeq lists its product as uncharacterized. The record is from RefSeq and is a predicted model, not a curated record. Lineage: Eukaryota; Metazoa; Arthropoda; Malacostraca; Decapoda; Portunidae. Gene Ontology annotation, molecular function: protein binding; DNA binding.
CCCCAAUGCUUCCAGAGUGGCUAUAGAGUUGUGUGGCGUGUGUGACAGGGCGCGGGAGGCGUGUAGUAUGGUGCAAGAGGCGAGGUUACAGACGUCGUGCAGUCUACACGUGAUGGGACAUGUUUGGAAGAGUUGCAUGUCCUGCUUUGAUAGGAGGCACCACAGCCAUGUCUGGAGAGGGAAGGCCAGUCACCAGGAUCCCCAGCAUCUUUGAUUCAGAUGAUGACAGUGAAGAUGACUCGUGUCCACCUGUGCCCUACCGCGGCAUCACCACUAAUACCACCACCACCACCGCCACUAAGCCUGUCACUGAGAGUCAGCCUGUGCCAGCUCCUGCACCUCCUCAACAGCCACAGAGUCUUUCCUCAAAUUCUGACAGUGAUGUUGAGUCCCUCAGUCCGAAGCCAGAGGAAGCUAAGGAGGGGAAGGCCACCCCCAGCAGUCCACACGCCCAGUCAUCGAGUGAAGACAGUGAGGACUCGGAAGAUGGCUCAGAGGAGAAGGACCUCGUGUUCUCAAGCAGGGAGAAGAAAGUAGAUGAUGAUGCAACGUUGAUGGGAAACGAUGAUGACAUAAACAUUAGCCACUCAAGCCCAGAGAACCAGGAUGGGAGUGAAGACGAGGAAGAUGACAGUAGCAAUAGUGAUGACGAUGAUGACGACAGUGAUGAUGACCAGGAUCGCAGUGGCUCCAGCAUUGAGUAUGAAGGGGCAGUGCUGAGUGAGGAUGGAGGCAGUCAUGUUGUGUACAGCCCAGCAAUGCCACUGAGUAUCAAGAUAACCACUGGGAAGAAAGGGGAGUUUGCCAUCAGACAAGAGACAACCUCUCUAAACCACCAGUCCGAGCUGAAGACAAAGACGAGGAGAGAGGGAACAGACCGGUUGAGAAGGAGAAGCAUAAAGGAGAAGAGAGAAGAAAAGUCUGGAUCUUGAGAAAAGGAUGAAGAGAAAAUGGAAACAGUUGAAACCAGUAAGGAAGACAAAAUAACGGUUGAUAGAAAGGACAAGAUAGACUUAGUACAUGAAAAGGAAGACAGUAAGAGUCGGGAGAGUAGCGGCCACAGCACACCAGUUCAUGAGAAGAUUGAAGAGAGAAGUGAACCUGAAGAGAAACCAAGCAAGACCUUAAGUGCUGAAGAAAAGAAGGAAAAGGAAGAGGAGGAGGAGGAAGAAGAAGAGGAAGAUAAUAAUAUGAAAAUUGGUGAUGAAAGUGUACAUUCAGAACCAGAGGAAAGCAAAGAUGAGAAACCUGUAGAAGACCUUGAAACAGAAGACACAGAGAGUACGAAAGGUGACACAACAGACAGCAGCAAGAGUUCAAACAGCAAAUCAUCAGACAAGAGUGAGGUGGAGCCCAUGGAAAUAGGUGUGAAGGAUGAUGAAGAGGAAGACAGUGGGAAGCUAGAGACAACGGAGACCCACAAGGAAAGUGAUGAAAGUGACACAGGAACCAUGGAAAUGGAAUCAAUUAGAUCACAGGAACCCAAAAUGGAGAAAGAACUGAAGAGGAAUGAGGACAAAGAGGAAGAGGGACCAAUGGAAGUUGAGGAAGAGGAAGAGGAGCAUGUAGGAAAAGAAGUAGAGGAUGAAAUAGACACUGAUAAACAGAAAGCAGAAAAGGAAAUUAAAAUGGAGGAAGAGGAAGAGGAGACUGCUAAAGAACCCCAUUGUGACACAGAAACCACACCAGAGAAGGAGAAGGAGAAAGAGGAGGAGGAGAAGAUGACAGAAGCAGAUGUGAAAAAGGAAGACGAUGAAAACAAAAACAAAGAAAAACAAACAUCUUCUAACGCUGAGAAGGAAGAUGAAGCGAAGGUGGGAAGUGAAAAAGAUGUAGAGGUGAAGGAAUGUGUGGCUGAAGAUGAUGAUGCUGUAGAGACGAAGGAAGAGGUGAAGGAGAAGCCUAGGGAAUCUUCAACAGCACCUCAACCACCAGCGCCAUCUAUUGCCACCAUGCUAGACUCCGAGACAGACUCUGAAGCCUCGAUGGAUACAAUGAAGGCUCAGGAUAUCAUCACAGCAGCAGCGGCCAAGAGGAUGAAGGUGCCCCUCAGAGUGGAGGACGUCUACUUGGAUUCAGAGGAGGACAGUGAGAACCCCACACAACUGCAAGGAGGUGGUGGUGCUGGUGCUGGUGGUGACGGCGGUGGUGAUGGUGGUGGUGAGCGAGGCAGGCAGUCGGCAAUGACCAGUGAGACAGACUCCGUGGACCCUGAAGACCAGCGGGACUGUCUCUCUCAGUACAGCAGCUCCAGGGCCAGCAGCACCGACCUCUUCAUCAAAGUGUCCAGCUGCAGCCCACGAGCCGAGUCUCCAAGCGACAUCCAGACAAGUGCCCGUGUAACUUCCCGCUCCAAGAAGUCCCACGUCCCCACACCUGCUGACCUGGCCAACUACCUGGAGGCUUUCAAACAAGGCUGGCGGCGAGAGAUUGUCUUCCGAGCCACACAAAACCCAAGCAAGGCAGGAGGAGCCAGGGCGGACAUCUACUACUACUCUCCGUCUGACAAGAAACUUCGCUCCCGUGUUGAGAUAGAGGACUACUUGUUACGAGCUGGCAUCAAGGACCUCACCCUCAAGAACUUCACAUGGAUUAAAGAGCCCCUGGGAGUCUCUGAGGAGUAUGAGCAGAUCCGACACGCCUCAAACAAGAAUAUCGGUGGUGCUGCAGGACCUCCUCGACGCAAGCCAAACCAAGCCACACCCGGCUCCUCACCCUCCUCUACACCAAAAUCCUCAGCAUCCUCACAGAUCACCACACCCAAGGCCUUACCAGUCUUCACCAUCACCUCCUUCCCCAAGACCUCACCAGUCAAGUCACCACACACCACCAGACCACCAUCAGCACCUGCCCCACUGCCAGCACCACCUGUCCCUGCUCUCCCAGGGGUCACAAGUACACCAGCCACCACCUCAACUCCUGCAGCUGUGGUAACGUCAGGGAGUGCGACGAGUGCCACGAUUACCAAGCCGUCUUUUGUGUGUGAUGUGCCGGUGCCAAAGAAGAGAGGAAGGGGUCGGCCACGCAAGAAUCCUGAAGAGGCGCAGCAGAAACGAGCGCGCAUGAGAACCACGCCUGUCGUUCCCAUAAUGAUGAAGAAGAGCGCAGGCCGAGGUGGUGCAGGUCAGCCCCCUCUCCGGCCUGCGCCUCCCCCACCACCACCACCACCUGCCAUCUUGCCGGCACUCCCAGUCACCUCAGGUAUGUGGCACCUCAAGCCCCAGCCACCAAUGCACGUGAUGAACGUGGUGCAGCGGCCAAUACUCCCAACACCCACACCCAGAGCUAAGCAGACAAGGAAGACCAAGGACCCAAUUGUCACCACAGGCCACCUCGCCACCCUGCCACCCUGCCCUCCCAAGAUCCUGACACCAAUGUUAACAGGAAGCGCCCGUCAACGCACCUUCCACUGCACCGGCAACUGUCCCUUGGGUGGCGGGUCAGUGCCGUGCCUUCAGUGCCUCAAGUGUCUGUGUCUCUUCCACCCAGAGUGCACUUGUAUGCCGCCCUCAACUGUCUCCAUCAUCCAGGCCGGCGCUGCUAAGUUCCUCUGUCCGAACUGUUACUGGGAGAACAAGGAGAACAUGGCAUCAAACAAAUGGAUUCCUUCCGAGCCGUAUGAACCACUGGCACACGAUCCCAUCUACUCAUCCUCAUCUUCUGACUCGGAGGAAGAGGAAGGUCACUCAGGGAAGAAGGUUUGGGUGGAGGAUUACACGAAAGUUUGUCUAAGACCUGACUCUCCACCGACGCCUCCUUCCUCACUGUCUCCCUCACACAGCCUGGGUCCAUGGAGAACUGAUGGCAGUGACUCACGGCAGGACAUGACCAGCGACACACCACAACCAGGAGAGGUAAUGAGAGGUGCACUUCCUGUCAGUGGACUUCCUGCAGGUGCCACAGCUGUAGGGAGCCAGUUAGUGCAGAUCCAGCAGCAGGGGGCAGGACCAGCCUGCUUCCUGUUAGUGCAGGGUGCAUCUGCCACACAGGGCGGGGAGCUCAUGUCUGUACCUGGUGGUAGUGGUGGUGCCUUAGGGAUGCCUAAGGGGAUGUCAUCUAUCAUCCUGCCAAGGCUUCCAGUACAGCAGCAGCAGCAGCAACAGCAGCAGCAGCAGCAGCAGCAGCUUCAGAUUGCCUCCCCAUUUGUAAUACAGCAGCAGCAGUUCCAGCAGUCUCAAAUGCCAGUAAACAUGCCUCCACAGGACACCCUCCAGCAGAAGCCAGAAAGGCCAGUGGGGAAGCACUACAAGCAGUACUACAAGGCUAUGAGUCAGUGGGACAACACAUUCUUGGGAGAGUUAAGUCAGAGGUACCUAUUGCUUCGACAUGUCUUCAAGUUCCUGUCAGUGAAGGACCUGCUUGUGGCAUCUCAAGUCUGUCUACUGUGGAGGGACUUGGCCUUCAGUUCCACCCUGUGGGAGACCGUGAGGCUGAGAAAUGUGUGUGUCAAGGACUGGACUGAGUUUGCUCAUUUCCUGGAGCAGAGGAACACAAGGAACAUUGACCUGAGGAAGAUGAGGCUAAGGAAGAGUGUGCUGAGUCAAAAGGAGCAUAGCAGUACAAGUUUCCAAGCCAUUCCUAAACUCUCCAAGGACAGGAGAAGCAGCUCACAUACCGAAGAAAGGAAUGAGAAGAAAACUGAUGAUGAGGUAGCAAGGAGAGAGUCAAAGUUCAGCAGGGAGUCCUCACAAACACAGGAUAGGAAAGCAGACAACCAUAGCAGAACCAAUGUUGAUGAGAAAGACAGAAAUGGCCACAGGAAGGAGAAGAAGGAUGAAGAGAAGGCAGAAGAGGAUAAGAGGAAAGGAGUGAAGCGUAAGAGAAGCACAGAAGAUGCACAGGAGAGCCAAGACAAGGAAGACCUGUAUAUGGAGUGUACUGAAGAAGAGACAGGAAGCAGAGGGGCAUCAAGUGGGAACAGUGCCAAGGAAACACCACCAACAAAACAAGAGGCAGAGGAGGCAGAGUGGCUUGAGAUCUUCGCUGCACUAAGCAACGUGAGGUGCCUACGAGGGGUGACACUACCUUCCUGUCCUGGCCGAGUGCUGCAGCUCCUCCUGGCCUCCUGCAAACACAUCACCUCCAUCAAUGCCAUGGAUCUCCGCCACAGCCCUGGUUGUGUCAGGUUUAAUCCGGCCUACCUGAUGGAGGCACCCAACCUUGUGGAGCUCCGUGUCGGUUCACCCUCAGGAUUCUCCCUCACCACCAACUUCAACUUUAUCAAGCUGCAGAAACUCAGAGUCCUGGUGAUGCGAGGACUGAGUGGGGACACCUGGCCUUACCUGGGGACCAAUCUUACUACCCUGCAGGUGGGACCAGUGAGGACCUUCUCCCUCAGCACCUGGACCAACCUUGGCAACAUGACCAAUCUACAGGCAUUGUGGUUAGAGGAGGGAGGCUCAGUAUUGGACUCCAGCAUAUAUGAGGGUCUGAGUCGUCUCUACAGCCUGCGUCGCCUCUGCCUCUUCAACUUUGUGGUGGGGCCCAAGCUAGGACAGGCCCUCAAGAAGCUGCCACGGCUGGAGCGCCUCUUCGUCCUCCCUGUUGGUACUGAGGAGGCCAGUGUGAAGACUCAGAACGGCAACAUGCUGGUGGCGCUGGAAAUGUUACGGAAUGUGGAGGAGCUGGUGUGGGGCGUUCAUGCCUCAGAUGUGUUUGUCUCAGGCGGGAUUGACUGCAUCCAAAUGUGUCCCUCCAAAGCCAAGGUGUUUUCUGGGAUGAUUGAGAACCCAGAGAGCAAUCUUUGGCCACUACCAGAGCUGGAGAAGGUGCUGAAGAGACACUUGCUUCAAUCUAAUGUGCGCAUCAUCAAGCUGGACCCGACUGCUGCCUCACACCUCGCCCUGGCCACACUAUAGGUCUCUCCUUCAGUGCACCACUUAGAACCAGACCCUGUAAGCCUCAUCUCACCCCACCUGCCCCUCUUAUACUCAUUAACCUCCCUCUGUACCAAUCAGAACCAGACCUCAUCUCACUCACCCUGGCCACUCUAUACGUCUUUCUCUCAGUGUACCACUCAGAACCAGAAGCCUCAUCUGAUCUCACUUGGUCAUCUACUCUCAAGACUAAGCUCCUCCCAGCAUACCAAUCAGAACAAGACCUUAUAUGCCUUGCCUUAUCUCAUUUCAUUCUCUUCUCUUUUCUUAUACUCCUUCCCUGCAUUUCUGAACCUCUCUACCCACUCAGAACCAGACAAUAAGAUCUUUAUAUGCCCAACAUCAGCUCAAUCAUUCCCUCCUAGAUUUCUGAACCUCUCUCUAGCAUAUCAUUCAGACACUUAUUUUGUAUAGUCAACCUCAGCUCACUCAGCCUCUCAUAGCACUAGCAUUCAUGGUACAAUCAUAUUCAGAAAUUCAGUAACUUUCAUCAUUUCCUUCCACUGUGUCUGCAUGUUCUCUCAUUGAAUCUUGCUGACAAUCGUUAUGGAACCUGAGAACUUAGAGAUUCUGAGCAAACUGAAGGAUUUAAGAUUAAAGGAGAAUAAGGAGUAGGGUAAACACAGUGGUAGUGGGUUUAUUUUAUACGUAUUCUAUUCUUUGUACCAGAGUGGCCCAGACAAAAACACCACACACACACACACACACACACACACACACACACACACACACACACACACACACACACACACACACACACACACACACACACACACACA